AUGGUUGGUCGUCACUGUGAUUGUACACUCAUAAAGAACCAACUCUUUUCUGGCAGUUCUGAACAAAAUAUAAUCUUAAUUGUUGGAAUGGUGGGUAUUGGAAAGACGACUGUAGCAAGAAAUGUGUAUGAAGAUCCAUCAGUUGCAUCCUAUUUCGAUGUAAGAGCUUGGGUUACUAUACCUCCUCGUCAACACUACAGUUCAACCAGAAUGCUAAGCCAACUUCUUCACUCAAUUACACCAGUAGAAGUGCCAAAUAUAAUUAAAAAGGGAAGCACUCCUCACGAACUAUCAAUGCAGUUAAUUGUUGAAGUUGCCAAGCGUUUAUCUAAAUGCAACAACAUACAACAAGGGUGGAAAAAGAUUGAAAAGGAAUUAGAGUCAUUGGGACUUCUAGAUCGCAAUGCACUCAGUGUUAGUUACGAUAUGUUGCCAUAUCAUUUGAAAGUUUGUUUUCUAUACUUUGGAGUCUUCCCAAAACGUAAAAAAAUUCUGGUUAAAAUGCUUAUAAUGUUGUGGAUAGCCGAGGGAUUUGUGAAUCCAUUGAAACAUAAGGAGUUUGAAGAUGAAGCUUAUGAGUACUUACAAGAGCUUACUGAUAGAAGUCUUCUCUUAAUUGAAGAUCGAAGUUGUAACGGUAAAAUAAGGACUUGUAGAAUGCACAGUGCCUUACAUAGCUUCUGCAUAGGAGAAGCUCAAAAAGGAGGUAUUUUAUGUGCAGUAAAUACUCAACAACAUUCAGGAUUAUCAUUAAAAGCAUUUACAAAUUCCUGUCGUUGGCUAAGUGCUUACUCACACAGUUUUGACUAUUAUGUGCUCUUUGGUACGAACAUCCCUUGCUCCAUUUUCUUCUUUCUUGAAAAUCCUGAAAUGUUUGUACCUCCCAAACUGUUAAGAGUUUUGGCUUUUGAUACUUCUAUAUCACUUCAAAGAAUGCCAGUGCAAUUAGGAGGUUUAGUUUUUCUGAGAUACCUAUCCAUAACACAAUGGUUUGAGGAUCUGGAUGAUGUAGUGUCAAAUAAUCCAAAUUUAGAGACACUUGUUGUUUCCGGUAAUGGAGCACCCACAGUCCAUUUGCCAUCUAGUAUUUGGAAGCCACCAAACUUAAGGCAUCUCGAACUUGGCAAUUCAUAUAUGGUAGAUCCUCCAAGUGCAGAUAAAAAUAAUUUACAAACAUUAUCUUGGGUGGUGAGACCAAUUCAUUGCAGACAAAAGGUGUACAACAAGUUCCCUAACAUAAAAAAUCUGAAAAUUUUCUUGAAGGAUGACAUAGAGCCCAGUCACAUAGGAGGGUCUUGCAGCAAUCCUAUUAUUUUGGAUCAUUUUGACUUUUUGGAAGGGCUCGAGAAGCUUAGCAUUUUGGAUUCUAUUGGUUUGAAUGCAGCCCUUCCAGAAGAGUGUGUGUAUCCUUUGGGACUGAAAAAGUUGAAGUUGAGUGGGACUAAUAUUUCUGAGAGGGAUUUAAAUGUAAUUGCCAAGUUACCCCAACUUGAGGUGCUCAAGUUGGAAAAUGCCUUCCAUGGAACAGUAUGGAACUCACUAUCUAAAGGAGGAUUUCCUGUACUAGUAUUCUUGCUGCUUGAAGCUAAAGAACUCAAGCAGUGGGUAGUUGGCCAGAAGCACUUUCGGAUGCUCAAACACUUAGUCUUAAGAUCCUGUAAUUGUUUAGAACAGAUCCCGGAGUGUUUUGAAAGAAUACCGUUGCUGGAGUCAAUCGGGUUGGAGGGGUGUCACUCUUCCCUUGCCGCUUCUGCCAAGGAGUUACAACAGAAGAGAAGAUUCAAGGAUGUUAAGAUCAAAAUUCUUGGUCCCGAAUAUGAUGACUCACAGAAUACACAUACAGAAUUGUGUAUGUAAGAUGAUUUGGCCGGCCAGCCUCAUAGUAAAUAACUGUUGGAAAACGAUCGAGUAACCAGA
Molecule: messenger RNA, 1917 nt
Organism: Ipomoea nil (Japanese morning glory)
Lineage: Eukaryota; Viridiplantae; Streptophyta; Magnoliopsida; Solanales; Convolvulaceae
Product: putative late blight resistance protein homolog R1A-4
Exons: 4
Coding region: 1-1857 (618 amino acids)
Biological process (GO): defense response to other organism
Molecular function (GO): ADP binding
Source: RefSeq, a predicted model, not a curated record